AUGAACCCGAAACCGCCAAUUCUGAAAUACAUGCUAGCCUCCCUCUUCCUCUCCCUCCCUCUCUUCCUUUUCCUCCUCGCCGCCGCCACCGCCACCUUCCUCCGCCGCCCUCAACCGCCGCCGGGAAUCCGGAUCCGACCCGGCUACACCUCCUACGAGACCUACAUCCAGCGGCAGCUCAACAAGACCCAGAACCCGAAGCUCCGCCGCAUCUGGAGAACCCGCGACUGGGACCGCAAAGUCGUCGUCUUUUCCCGAUUCUUCCGAGCCCUCCAAUCCAAGCGCCUCCUCUCCAACGACUCCAAGGCCCUCUGCGUCGGGGCGCGGGUCGGGCAGGAGGUGGAGGCGCUGAGGCGGGUCGGGGUCUCGGACUCGAUCGGGAUCGACCUCGUCCCGUCGCCGCCGUUGGUCGUGAAGGGGGACUUCCACGCGCAGCCGUUCGGCGACGCGACUUUCGACUUCGAAUUCUCCAACGUCUUCGACCACGCGCUCUACCCGGACAGGUUCGUCGGCGAGAUCGAGCGCACGCUGAAGCCCGGAGGGGUGUGCGCGCUCCACGUGGCGGUGUCGCGGCGGCCGGAUAAGUACUCGGCCAACGAUUUGCUCAGCGUGGCCCCGCUCGUGAACAUGUUUAGAGGGUCGGAGGUUGUUUACACCCGCAAGGUUGACGGGUUCGGUUUGGAUACCGAAAUCGUCUUCAGGAAAAAGAACACGGCGACGGCGACGGAAUCCGUUGCUAAAGGAUUGCGAUAA
Messenger RNA from Linum tenue, 753 nucleotides. The record is from the annotation of a GenBank genome assembly. NCBI's taxonomy places the organism in Eukaryota, Viridiplantae, Streptophyta, Magnoliopsida, Malpighiales, Linaceae.